Colletotrichum costaricense is the source of this 765-nucleotide messenger RNA. RefSeq lists its product as uncharacterized. The coding region runs from base 1 to 765 and encodes 254 amino acids. The transcript has a single exon. The record is from RefSeq and is a predicted model, not a curated record. NCBI's taxonomy places the organism in Eukaryota, Fungi, Ascomycota, Sordariomycetes, Glomerellales, Glomerellaceae.
AUGGAGGCCCAACGACCGCGCCCUCCGAAUCCUUCUGAACUAUGUUCCUGCAUUAUCCACUGGCAUGGACUUGGACCUGAGCUACCAGGUCAGUACGGCACAUAUCGCCUUCCAGAUCUAGUCGCCAACACGAUCGAAAACGGGCAAGCCCUGGGCUCCUACACCAACCUAGAACAUCACGAUGAACUAAAGCAUGCACUAAUCGAAGGAUUCCAUGAACUCUAUAACAAUCGAGACCCAAGUCACUAUGCUCACAUUAUCAGGGUGGCGUCUCUGCUCGACCAUUACUUUUUCAGAGGAUGGCUUACGGCGCGUCGACGACGAACAGGCAUCGUGCAGUCGCAUCUCAAAGUGUGUAUUCGGGAGAACAACGAGGUCUGCCAAGAAAUAGGCAGCGCUUCGCACGUGGAGGUGGUCAAGGAGCAUGCUAGCUCGCUUCCCAGCGUUGACGUUGACAUUGACUCUGCAGGAACGUGGACGAUUGCGCAAAUCGUUGAGCUCCUGAUCCAUGAGAUGGCUCACGGAUAUUUGAUCUUGUUUACGUGUCGUGGGGGCUUUGAUUACGUGGCCGGCUGCUCCUUUCACCAUUCCGCUGCGAGAGGCCACCACGGUCUUUACCUGCGAAAGCUGCUGAGGCAUGUGUAUCAGACUAUCCAGGAGUGGGACGAUGUGUUGAGCAACUUUGGGACAGAUUGUGUACUGAGCUGUCACUGCAAUGAUUCAGAUUCUGCGUUUGAGAGAAGUAGAUCAAGCACGCCAAUUUAA